Symbiodinium necroappetens is the source of this 1830-nucleotide messenger RNA. NCBI's taxonomy places the organism in Eukaryota, Dinophyceae, Suessiales, Symbiodiniaceae. The record is from the annotation of a GenBank genome assembly.
AUGAAAGGUCUUCAGAAUAGCAGCCAAAGCAAGAACGGCCUCAACAAGAUUUGGCUGAUGGCGUUCUGCGCUCGGCAUGAGCGAGCGACCGCUCAAGAGGUCUGCCGGAACACGUGGCUUGGCCUGACCAUUUUGCAAGUCAGCAGGCCUGGUCAGAAAGCGGAUCGACUGUUGAGGUGGCCACCGCAGUGCCCCUUUGAUUCUUGCAGCGGGCGAGAGACUCCUCGAUGGCGAGCACAGCGACCCCAGCGAGAGAUGUCCGACAUCGCCCAGGGCGCUGCCGGCUUCUGCGAGCUCGCAGCCGCAGACCGCCUGGCUGGCAUCGAUAUCCGACGCACCUUUGACCUCGACGGAAGCGGCUUCGUCAGCGCCGCGGUGCUUAGGCGCUCACUGUCCGCCUUUGACCCGCAAGUGUUCAAUGCGCAUUGCCUCCAAUUGCUGCUUGGUCCGGCGCAAGCAGAUUCGGUACGCAUCCAAGACGUGUUCGGACCCUUCUGGCAGCUGUUCUGUCAUCGAGUUCAGCUGCUGGAGGAGAAGCUGGCCCAGACGAGGCGUAUGUCGCAGAAGCGGCAGGUGGAGCUCGCACAGACUGCGCAAGAUACCGCUGAUGCUUUGCGAUUGGCACAGCGGGAACUUGCCCAGUUGCAGCCGCACAACAGCUGCCCCAGUGCGGACACUCAGGACGACGCGAGGUCGAUACUGGAGCUGCGAGAGAGACUAGCUCACAGCGAGCAGCAGCGGAAGAAGAUGGAGGAGCAGCUGCGCAAGAUGAGCCGCGCCGAACGGCAGGUGCCACAGAAAUCCUUGGCUCUGAAAGGCGCCGAGGAAGAGGGCUGCAAGGGGAGGCGAAAACGUGGCACACCACAUUGGCACGAAGAAGCAGCCGACUCUAUGGAUGUGCAAAAGCUCCUCUCUUCAGAGCAGACGCGAAAGGCCUUGGAGCAAGACUUGCGCCAUGCACUGGCCAAGUUGGAUGAGGUUUUUGUCAACCAUGGCGGUGGACCUUUGCCUCUGCUCGGCAAACAACCUGGAAUUGCGAAGUUUUUGCAGGGCUACCCGCGCUCUCUUCCCAGUGCCCCUGCGGCCAUCAUCGUUGUGACAGCGCACUGGGAGACCGGUUCUGCGCUGAAAGUCACUGCAGCCAGCAGGCAUAGCUUGUACUUUGACUACGGCGGCUUUCCCAAGGAAAGCUACGAAUAUCAAUAUUCCGCUCCAGGGAGUCCUGAUCUGGCAAGGCAGAUUGUAGGCCUCCUGGCCAAGAAGGGGAUUCAGUGCUCCUCUGACGCCACACGUGGCUGGGAUCAUGGAGUGUUCGUGCCCAUGAUGCUGAUGUUCCCCAAAGCACCCUGGCCAAGCAGGCCGACAGGUCGAUCUUGUGAUGCUGUUGAGGCAGAUAUCCCAUUGGUUGCCCUGUCCCUAUACAGCAACCAGGAUGCUCGAGCGCACAUGGCUGCUGGCGAAGCGCUGCAGCCUUUGCGCGACCAGGGUGUCUUGAUCCUCGGUUCUGGGGCUUCCUUCCACAACUUCGACUACUUCUUUGCAAGAGAUCCUGCAAAGCGACUCGCGGGUGUAAGCCACUCGCAGAAGUUUGAUCGCUGGCUGACGGAAGCGGUGACCUCAGAAGCACUGACCUCGGAGGAGCGCAUUGCCCGCCUCUCUGACUGGGCUUCGGCUCCAUCGGCCCGGGAUGCGCAGCCGCUGGGCGCUGCUGAGCAUUUAAUGCCGCUGUUUGUCGUCGCCGGUGCUGCUGGAUACCAGCCGGGACGGAAGAUUAAUACUGAAGCCAAUUCACCGGAAAGUCUGGCCGUAAGCGAAUUCGAGUUCAACUGA